UAAGUCUCUUCGCUUACGCCUUUGUCCAUAGUCAAUUGAUGACGAUUAAUCCCAAAUAACCCAGAAAAUAAAUUAUCAAACAAAGCGAUCAUCAUAGCAGGCAAUCAAUUUUGAAAGUUUUGUGAGGUAAAAAUGAUGAGCGUCAUCGCGGAUGUCAAUCACCAGAGAAUCAAGACAAAUGGUAUAUGGAUGCACAUAGCUGAAAAAGGAACAGGGCCACUUGUUUUACUCCUCCAUGGCUUCCCUGAGAUAUGGUAUUCCUGGCGCCAUCAAAUCAACUUCUUGGCAAAACAUGGUUACCACGUAGUUGCACCUGACUUGAGAGGCUAUGGAGACACUGACUCCCCUCUCAGCCCCUCUUCUUACACUGCUUUCCACAUAGUUGGCGAUCUCAUCGGCCUUCUGGAUCAUUUUGGCCAAGACCAGGCCUUUGUGGUGGGGAUAGACUGGGGAGCUGCGGCUGCUUGGCAGUUGAGCCUGCUCAGGCCAAAUAGAGUUAGAGGUAUAGUUGCUCUCUCGGUUCCAUUCACACCAAGAUUUUCAACCAUCAAAACGACCGACUCAUUCAAACAGAUGUUUGGAGAUAAUUUCUACGUUUGCCAGUUUCAGGAACCUGGAAGAGCAGAAAGAUCAUUUGCGAGGUAUGAUUAUCUUACGGUGAUGAAGAAAUUCUAUCUCAUUAGCAAGACCGAUCAGCUGAUAGCUCCUCCUGGUAUGGAGAUUAUUGAUUAUUUAGAAACCCCUUCAUACUUACCACGCUGGAUUACAGAAGAUGAACUUCAGGUCAUCGCUGACAAGUUCCUAGAGUCUGGUUUUACAGGAGCUUUCAAUUACUACCGAGCUAUGGACCUGAAUUGGGAGCUACUUGCACCGUGGCAAGGGUCUAAAAUAACAGUUCCAGCAAAGCUGAUUGUGGGGAACAAGGAUAUUGGAUUUGAUUCUGGCACCAGGGAGUACAUAGAAGGAAAUGUGUUCAAGAGCCUAGUACCCAACCAUGAAGUCGUCAUACUAGACGGCCAUCAUUUCAUCCAACAAGAGAAAGCUCAAGAGGUUUCCGAACAAAUUCUAUCCUUCCUCCGAAAAUUUCCUGCCAAGUAAUGGGACUUUAUACGUCAUGCUUUGUAGAGACUCUACAGUCUACAGAAAGCUGUAACGUUGGCCGAAAUUUUGUUGUUCAAAUGCGAAGACACUGAAUCAGAUAGACCUCAAUCAGCGUGGAGCUUUUUCGGUGGAAUCUUGCUUUCUAAUAACCCACAGUGGGGGAAAAGUAACUGGAAUGUAUUACAUUAUUCCAAGUACCAAUUUAGAAAUAGAUUGUAUGUGGCUUUCUUUUUUUCUUUUUUUUUUUUUG
Messenger RNA from Coffea eugenioides, 1351 nucleotides. Its product is annotated as epoxide hydrolase A. Gene Ontology annotation, molecular function: hydrolase activity. The transcript has 4 exons. Lineage: Eukaryota; Viridiplantae; Streptophyta; Magnoliopsida; Gentianales; Rubiaceae. The coding region runs from base 133 to 1098 and encodes 321 amino acids. The record is from RefSeq and is a predicted model, not a curated record.